This is a messenger RNA of Nematolebias whitei (Rio pearlfish), 396 nucleotides long. Its product is annotated as inositol monophosphatase 1-like. Gene Ontology annotation, biological process: phosphatidylinositol phosphate biosynthetic process; signal transduction; inositol metabolic process. Lineage: Eukaryota; Metazoa; Chordata; Actinopteri; Cyprinodontiformes; Rivulidae. The record is from RefSeq and is a predicted model, not a curated record. Bases 1 to 396 code for a protein of 131 amino acids. The transcript is spliced from 5 exons. Gene Ontology annotation, molecular function: inositol monophosphate 1-phosphatase activity.
AUGGCCAAGAGCGCUUGCCAGUGGUUCAUAGGGGAGGAGUCAGUGGCUGCAGGUGAGUCUUGCGUCCUCACAGACGAGCCCACUUGGAUCAUCGACCCAAUUGAUGGAACAACCAAUUUUGUUCAUGCGUUUCCUCUGGUGGCUAUCUCUAUCGGGUUUUCCAUCAACAAACAGGUGGAGGUGGGCGUGGUCUACAGCUGCCUCGAGGAUAAGAUGUUUACAGCGAGGCGGGGGAAGGGAGCGUUCUGUAACGGACAGCCACUGCAGGUUUCUGAUCAGACUGACAUCCAUCAUUCAAUCAUCUCCACAGAGUUUGGAUCCAACAGAGACCCAGAAGCUGUAGACAAAAUGUUCUGCAGCCUCCGAAAUAUCCUGAGUCUCCCAGUACACGGGUAA